GGGCCCCAAGAAGCACAAGUUGGAGCUGGCGGCGGACCAGGCUGUUGUUGUUCUCAACGUGGUCCGCCCCGCGCCCAUAUAAAGGGCGGUGUCGGCGCCCGCCCCACCAGAGCGCGGCGGCGGCAGCGCGGAGCCGAGCAGAGAGGAGAUUGAGAGCAGUGCGCCCCGCCGGGCCUUAGCCACGCCGCGGGUGCCCCUGCCCGCCCCCGCCUCACUCCUGUCGCCUGCACCCCCUUGGCACCAUGUCGGUGGAACUGGGAGAAGCAGAUUUGCCUCUGACCGAAGCGGAGGAGGUACCUCUCGCUCCAGAGAAGAAAGCGGCCGCUAAGAAAGCGAAAGGCGGCGGCUCCUCGUUGUCGCCGUCGAAGAAGAAGAAGAAUAACAAGAAGAAAAACCAACCGGGUAAAUACAGUCAGUUGGUGGUGGAGACGAUCCGCAAACUGGGUGAGCGCAAUGGUUCCUCGCUGGCCAAGAUCUACAACGAGGCCAAGAAGGUGGCCUGGUUCGACCAGCAGAACGGCAGGACCUACCUGAAGUACUCCAUCAAGGCGCUGGUGCAAAACGACACACUGCUCCAGGUCAAGGGCACCGGCGCCAAUGGCUCUUUCAAGCUCAACAGGAAGAAACUGGAAGGCGGUGGCGAAGGGGGCGCGGGCAGCAGCGCCCAGAAGUCCCACAAGAAGGCCACGGCAUCGACGUCCCGGCGGGCGGAGAAGAAGCCAGUGGCCAAGAGUAAGAAGCCCGAGAAGAAAUCUCACAAGAAGGGAGCCAGCGGCGCAGCGGCGAAAAAGGACAAGGGCAAAGCCAAGAAGGCCACCAAGAAAGGAGCCGCGUCUCCCGGGGGCAAGAAGGUGAAGAAGUCUGCAAAGCCCAAGGCACUCAAGAGCAGGAAGGCAUGAGAGCGGGGCACAGGGAGCCCCCCGCCGCCCCCCGGACUGUGGGCCCCGCGGCAAGGACUGCUCUGAGGACGGACCCCAGGGGACCCGCUUUGUCUUUGUGUUGCUGACUCGGCUCCGCAGCCGCCGCCGUGCGCGGUGAGCGGGGCUGCGGCUGUCCCAACCCCCUUCCCGUUCUCCGACGCCUUAUUUUUUUUCACCCCCAGCCUCCUCUUCCUCUUCCCCCUCCCCUCCGCC
Molecule: messenger RNA, 1133 nt
Organism: Dryobates pubescens (Downy woodpecker)
Lineage: Eukaryota; Metazoa; Chordata; Aves; Piciformes; Picidae
Product: histone H1.10
Exons: 1
Coding region: 243-899 (218 amino acids)
Biological process (GO): nucleosome assembly
Cellular component (GO): nucleosome
Molecular function (GO): structural constituent of chromatin; DNA binding
Source: RefSeq, a predicted model, not a curated record